CCCGAAGCUUCUGAGCGUCGAGGCACCCACGUCUCCGAUACGUGUUUGCUUUACAAAUCCCUCCACCAUCCCAACCCACAGCAAGUCGACCCAACUUUUUUCUCAACGCCGUUGAUUCGCGCGCUGUGAGCUGUCGAAGAGCUUGCACUCCUCGACUCCGGAGCGUGCUCGGUACGCAUGCUACCACGAGCUUCGACCCUUCGACUGGUCAGAUCAAGCCAUUGGUCGUAGCACAGAGCAGGUGGUGCUCAAUCCGCGGUGCGCGGUAUGCUGCUCGACACCUUGUCAAGCGUUGCAGGACACACAGCAGGACGAUCAUUCGAGGAUACUCUGCGUCAACUGCAAGCCGGGUAUGGAUCGCAAACGCACGACCCGUUCCCUGCCGAUUUGGCGCAGGCCCUUUCUCGGCCCGAAGGUGCCUCGGCGGGGGCUGUACGAGAUCUCGAGGCGUUCGUGCACCGCCUCUUCACCCUCGAUCUCGACAGCACGUUCUUCAUUCAAGUAGCAGCUUGCAUCGCGGUCAUCGCGCUGCUUCUUGUAUGCGGCGUGAUUGUCAUCUUGAUACGGAUCAUCAAGCAGAGGUUCUGGCUCAUCAAAAUUACAAGACGGUCAGAAGGCGUCUACAUUGUUCCCAAUGCUCUCAACUGCUUCUUGGUCAUGGAGGGCAUUUUUGGAUGCGUGUGGAUCGUCUUUAGCGUCACGCAAUUUUUAGCUUACUGGCGGGCUCAGAGCAACCCGCAAGGCUGGCUUGCCGUCUUCAACACCAUCAUCUGGCUUCCGCUGUGGCUUGGAGCCUAUGUGGCGGGCUGGGGUUCCUUCUAUACCGCUCCUGGUGCACUCGACCGUGGACCGCUCAGUAGCUCGACGGUCGGUCGUUGGCUACCUCGACCACUGCUGGUCAAUUUGAUCAGCCUCGGAACUCCCUUCGUGCUGGUCGCGUCUGUUGCGCCGCCUAUCAUUCUAGCGCAAGUCAAUCUCAAUCGUUCGUUCUCCCUGUAUCAACAAUUUUCGGCGAACGCCCUGCAGCUCGCAAAUGCGUCUGGCAGCUCGGUCGUUCCCCGUUCCACUACAGAGCAAUUGCUCGAACAAGCUGAUCGAGUCUGGGUUGCCCAGCUCCACGCGCAGUGGUUUCAAGGCCUGACCUACACGAUCUGGUCAGUCUGGGCAGGUCUUUUCCUGAUCUUCUACAUUCCGGCCGGAGGGGUGCUCCUCAAGCUGGUGUUGAGCCAAGUGCGAAAGCAGCGCAAGGUAUUGGAGGAGUUUCAAGAGCGACAAGUAGCGGCGGCCAAGGAGAAAAGGCCUUUGCCGACUCAGCCGAAAGACUCACAUCGCUUCUCGGCUGCGAGCGGUGAUGCUCCGCGGCCAUUCGAGUCGGAAGAUGGUCCGUCAGAGUCGCUGCUGUUCAGGCCUCUGGGCGCCAGUGGCGUCGACGGUUCCACAGCAGUGCCAGACGAAGGUCUUACACCGCCUGUCACACCGCGCACUGCAGUAGGACAAAGCGCAGCGUUGGAACGACACAAGUCGGAACAAGAGAUUUUCUUUCCGCCAUUGCGAUCAGACGUGGAGCGCAAAGCAAAGCGACGAUUCAGUCACGCUGGAACUCCGUGGUCGCGCUACAGAUACCUGCGGCGCUGCUACAUCAACCUGCUGCUCCUGUACAUCAGCAUCACCAUCGGUGCGACUGCGUACCUGGCAAUCUCGGCACUUCUCGGCGGACGUUUACAUAGCAGCUUCGCUGGGGGACCAAAGAAAGCAUCGAACCUCAUACAGGGUGCAAGCCUGGCAGCAGCGUGGACUGCAGUGGUUUUUGGUACUCUCGCACUCAGCUCCAUCUUUUCUCGCUUCUUCGAUCCAGCCAAUGCGCCUUCCGAUGAUGAUAGCAGACGACAGGCUUCACGUCUGGGAAGCAAGAGGCCUCGCAAUGGCUCGACGACUCUUAACGCUCUCAGCCCGCACGAGAAGACUCGAACGUUGCCGGCCGUACCAGAAUCUGUGCAUGCCACCUUUGAUGCGGGCACAAUGACCGGUGCGGGCGAAGCAGAUACCUUUCGCUCACACAGGCAAGUGCCCGAUCCAGAGGAGCAGAGCGCAGAUGCUCUAGACGAUGUGGGCAUCAAGUUCAGCUUGAAACGGGACAAGCGCAAGCCAAAUGCUAUCUUCAUGCGUCCCGUUGCAGAUGGCAUCAUGAGCCAAACUGCAUCAAUGGACGAUCCUCAAUUCCAAAUCAUGUCGAUCAACGAUGCUGAAGAUCCGCAGACUGCAUCCCGCAUCAGCAGCUCGUCGAGACGCUCAAAGAAGACGAUGAGACCAAAGCUAUUCAACAGAUCAAAGAGCAGCGUUCACGUUCCGAUGGAUGAGACGGCAACUAUGACCAGUCUCGUCGAAAACCUUGAUCUUGACCCUGGUCGGGUGCAGCGCUCCCUGCGACAAGGCAAGACGGUGUACUACCCAACGCCUUUUGGACCUAUGCCAGCUCCAGUGCGCGGAGCUGGCAUGCCACUUGCGCCAGCCCGCUCUCCCUUCGCCUCGGCUGGUGACUUGGCCAGACUUGCAGCCGAACAUGCGAAUGAAGGGCCAAGUAAUCCUGAGUCAAGUGAGGGAAGUCAUCGCUACACGCACUUGGACAACAGCGCUAGCUCCCUGGGCGCGAACCACGCACGCCUUCUCUCGAACGCCAGUCACUCGUCUACCUUGCUACCAGCAGGUUUCGAUCAUCAAGAGAGACCCGCGACUGCAUCGACCUACUACCACACUCCUUCGGAUAGGUCAGCCGAUCACGUGCGAACGUUUUCGGGAACCCCACCUCGAUCUGCUCCUUUCAACCAGCUACGUCACUCUUCGUCCGCGCAUUCCGGGACGCCGCCCAGCAGCUCUGGUCGAGCGUGGGUGAUGCGGGAAUGGGCCUUGGCUGAAGCGGAAGGCAAAGCAUGGGGCUCGCCUCGAGGUGCGGAUGCCUCGGAGUGCCAUGGAACGCCAUCGAGAGUAAGAUCAGGAUCUGGAUCGGUCUUGCCGCUGCAUCUCCAUUACAAUGCCAAUCGAAGACCAAGCAUGCCUUUGCUUUCGCGCGAAGUUGCUCGUCGACCCAGCAAUGCCGCGUGGUACGCUGGGCAUACCCAAGCGGCGCCGCCAAUCCGGCGAGCUUCUCAUGGCACCCUAGCUCUGGCACCUACGGCUGGACCAAGUCGGUCGCCCAUCACCACGAGUGCCAGGAUGGGCAACAGGCACGAUUUGCCAGAGAUGAGUCCACCUCCCAACGCUCCGCUUCCUCUUGCGCCGCAUCAGCAACCCGACGAGGCCGCGCUUGCACUUGGAGGUUGGACGCGAGAAAGUAGGAAUCUGACCUCCACGGCUGCCGUCCAGCAGCAGCAGCCUACUUGCGCGCCUCCCGCUGGUCUUGCAGGCCUAAACGCUUACACGAAGCCCUCUUACAUUUCACCCAAAAGUCCAGCUUUGCAACUUCAAGCACUAGAUCCGCCGCCCUUUUCAUCUUUUGGAAGAAAUAGGAGCGCAGCAUUGAGCAGCUCCACAUCACCUCCCAACGCACCUCCACCGCGCUUGUCGCCCGGCGUCUUUUUUUGAAAGAUCACAGAGCGGCCCCUCCAUCCGUACGCACCUGCAUCUUGCGCUAUCCGAUCACACUCUCCUCGUCGAGUCUACAUCACUCUCCUUUCAAUCUUGCACAAUACACUCUUCUCCCCUUGCAUUGCUUUCUAUAUAUCAUUCAAGAUUUCGACACAUCAUUGGCAUUCUGUUAUCACCUUGUACUUUCAGCUCUGGCGUGUUCUGGUUGCUCUUGCGCAAAGGAUGGGGGGGCCA
Ceraceosorus guamensis is the source of this 3816-nucleotide messenger RNA. RefSeq lists its product as hypothetical. The transcript is spliced from 2 exons. The record is from RefSeq and is a predicted model, not a curated record. Bases 268 to 3579 code for a protein of 1103 amino acids. NCBI's taxonomy places the organism in Eukaryota, Fungi, Basidiomycota, Exobasidiomycetes, Ceraceosorales, Ceraceosoraceae.